Wasmannia auropunctata (little fire ant) is the source of this 1180-nucleotide messenger RNA. RefSeq lists its product as uncharacterized. The transcript has 3 exons. The coding region runs from base 96 to 827 and encodes 243 amino acids. The record is from RefSeq and is a predicted model, not a curated record. Lineage: Eukaryota; Metazoa; Arthropoda; Insecta; Hymenoptera; Formicidae.
UCUGAUAUCCAUUCGCUGCAUAACCGUUCGGAUCACUCCGUGGUGCAUAUAGCAUUAGAAAGUGUCACUACGUAAGAAAAAUUUUGGGUCGGAAAAUGCUUACUAUAGUCCUUGCUUUUGCACUUAUAACAACAAGCUACGUUACCGCAAAAAUACCCUCCUACAUUCACGUGUGCGGUAGAAGAGAUCCAAAAAUCGAUCAAUGCAUCUGGAACAACAUUGACAAUAUAAAAAGUAAAAUCUGCGAAGGGAUCCCGGAUUUGGAUGUUCCGCCCAGUAGUCCAUUUGUUCUUGAUAGACUAGUCAUUUCGGACAACCCUAAUUCCAAAAUAGCUAUCGACAAUUCACAAGUAUCGGGACUUUGCGACUUUGAUAUAAAAUUUCUUCAUGUAAAUCUCGAUAAACUCCAUUUCGAUGUCAAUCUCAAAUUCAAACGGAUCCAAUUGAAUUCCACAUAUGAUUUAGACAUACGUCUACUGGUGCCUAUCGUCUACAAGGGACCAGUUUAUAUUACCACCGACAAUGUAGAAGCUAAGGUAAACAUGGACAUGAGCACGGUAAACAAAAAUAACAAAAGAUACGUGUACAUGUCGAAGAUGAAGAUAAAUCUCGAUAUCAAAGGAUACACUGCCGAAUAUGGGCUGCAGGCUGCGGAAUUGGGUCGACUGAACCAAAUCAUUGAUACUUUUCUAGGCAGCAAUCAAGAAGAGGUUAUUGCUGCCUUUAAACCGGCAAUUGAAGAAUCAGUUGUCAAACGGAUUCUCUCGCUUUCCAACAGUAUAGUUAAACACUUUACGUUCGACGAGCUUUUCCCAGACCGAGAAUAAAUGGCCUAAUAAGUUCUUGAAAUAAUUGUCAUAUAAUGAUUAUUUCGUCAUUUGUCUCGUGAUGCACUUAAAGAAUAUUUGGAAUAAAAUUGACCAUAUUUUUAAUUAAAAUUUUAAAUGCUCUCUGUCUACUGAUUUGUGAUAAUUAUGAGGAUACAUGUCGCGACAUUUGAUAUAACAAUAUUGAUGUUAUAAAAUUAUUAGAAAAGUACAAAUGAGUAGGACAUAAAGUUGUGACAAUGAAUUCUUUAUAUUAUACUUAUAUCGUAUAAUACAAUCUUUAUAUAUUCUACAUUUUCUUAUUCUACAUAUGUUAAUUUCUUGUAUAUGUACUGUGUUGUGAAUCUCUUUUC